AGGCGCGACGCGAGAUCGCGGGAGCGAGGGCGCGGGAGCAGUUCGCGGCAGUUCGCGCGGGAGCCUGGCGCUGGGGCGCUUGGGCGCCUGGGCUGCUGGACGGUGGGAACGGAAGUCGCUGUGGGGCGCUGAGGCAGCCAGGAUGGCGACUCCAAGCAAGAAGACGUCAACUCCAACCCCCCAGGCUUCCAAGAGAGCUCUCCCGAGAGACUCUUCGUCGGAGGUCCCGAGCAAGAGGAAGAAUCCGGCCCCGCAGCUGCCGCUGGUGCAGUCGUCCGGGCCUUUCGUGGAGGGCUCUAUAGUCCGUAUCUCGAUGGAGAACUUCCUAACAUAUGAUAUUUGUGAAGUAUCUCCUGGACCCCACUUGAAUAUGAUCAUUGGAGCCAAUGGAACAGGGAAGUCGAGCAUUGUGUGUGCCAUUUGCCUUGGUUUAGCUGGGAAACCUGCUUUCAUGGGACGAGCGGAUAAGGUUGGUUUUUUUGUGAAGAGAGGAUGUUCCAGAGGCAUGGUUGAAAUUGAAUUGUUCAGGGCUUCUGGAAAUCUUGUAAUCACCCGUGAGAUUGAUGUGGCAAAAAAUCAGUCCUUUUGGUUCAUCAACAAAAAAUCUACAACCCAGAAAGUAGUGGAAGAGCAAGUUGCAGCCUUAAAUAUUCAAGUGGGGAAUCUUUGCCAGUUUCUCCCUCAGGACAAAGUUGGAGAAUUUGCUAAACUCAGCAAAAUUGAACUCCUCGAAGCCACUGAAAAGUCAAUUGGUCCCCCAGAAAUGCACAGAUAUCACUGUGAACUCAAAAACUUCAGGGAGAAAGAAAAACAACUCGAGACCUCAUGCAAAGAGAAAACUGAAUAUCUACAGAAAAUGGUUCAGAGGAAUGAAAGAUAUAAACAAGAUGUGGAGAGAUUCUACGAACGGAAGCGACAUUUAGAUUUAAUUGAGAUGCUUGAAGCAAAAAGGCCAUGGGUGGAAUAUGAAAAUGUUCGUCAGGAAUAUGAAGAAGUAAAACUAGUUCGUGACCGAGUGAAGGAAGAGGUCAGAAAACUCAAAGAAGGGCAGAUUCCUAUAACACGUCGAAUUGAAGAAAUGGAAAACGAGCGUCACAAUUUGGAGGCUCGAAUCAAAGAAAAGGCAACAGAUAUUAAGGAGGCAUCUCAAAAAUGCAAACAGAAGCAAGAUGUUAUAGAAAGGAAAGAUAAACAUAUUGAGGAAAUUCAGCAGGCUUUAACAGUAAAGCAAAAUGAAGAGCUUGACCGACAGAGGAGAAUAAGUAAUACCCGCAAAAUGAUAGAGGAUUUGCAAAAUGAACUAAAGACCACGGAAAACUGCGAGAAUCUUCAGCCCCAGAUUGAUGCCAUUACAAAUGAUCUGAGACGGAUUCAGGAUGAAAAGGCAUUAUGUGAAGGCGAGAUAAUUGAUAAGCGAAGAGAGAGGGAAACUCUAGAGAAGGAGAAAAAGAGUGUGGAUGAUCAUAUUGUACGUUUUGACAAUCUUAUGAAUCAGAAGGAAGAUAAGCUAAGACAGAGAUUCCGUGAUACAUAUGAUGCUGUUUUAUGGCUAAGAAGUAACAGAGACAAAUUUAAACAAAGAGUGUGUGAGCCCAUAAUGCUCACGAUCAAUAUGAAAGAUAAUAAAAAUGCCAAAUAUAUUGAAAAUCAUAUUCCAUCAAAUGACUUAAGAGCCUUUGUAUUUGAAAGUCAAGAAGAUAUGGAGGUUUUCCUCAAAGAGGUUCGUGACAACAAAAAAUUAAGAGUAAAUGCUGUUAUUGCUCCCAAGAGUUCAUAUGCAGACAAAGCACCUUCAAGAUCUUUAAAUGAACUUAAACAAUACGGAUUUUUCUCUUAUUUGAGAGAAUUAUUUGAUGCACCUGAUCCUGUAAUGAGUUACCUUUGCUGUCAGUAUCAUAUUCACGAAGUUCCUGUAGGAACUGAAAAGACCAGAGAAAGAAUUGAACGGGUAAUACAAGAAACCCGAUUAAAACAAAUUUAUACAGCAGAAGAAAAGUAUGUGGUAAAAACUUCUUUUUAUUCAAACAAAAUUAUUUCUAGUAACACAUCUCUAAAAGUAGCCCAGUUUCUCACUGUCACUGUGGACCUAGAACAAAGAAGACACUUAGAAGAACAGCUAAAGGAAAUUAGUAGAAAAUUGCAAGCAGUGGAUUCAAGGUUGAUUGCCUUGCGUGAAACAAGCAGACAUCUGGAGCACAAAGACAAUGAACUUAGACAAAAGAAGAAGGAGCUUCUUGAGAGAAAAACCAAGAAAAGACAACUGGAACAGAAAAUCAGUUCCAAACUAGGAAGUUUAAAACUGAUGGAACAGGAUACUUGCAACCUUGAAGAGGAAGAGCGAAAAGCAAGUACUAAAAUCAAAGAAAUAAAUGUUCAAAAAGCAAAACUUGUUACUGAAUUAACAAACCUAAUAAAGAUUUGUACUUCUUUGCAUAUACAAAAAGUAGAUUUAAUUCUCCAAAAUACUACAGUGAUCUCUGAGAAAAACAAAUUAGAAUCAGAUUAUAUGGCCGCAUCUUCACAACUCCGUCUUACAGAGCAACAUUUCAUUGAGUUGGAUGAAAACAGACAGAGAUUAUUGCAGAAAUGCAAGGAACUUAUGAAGAGAGCUAGGCAAGUAUGCAACCUGGGUGCAGAGCAGACUCUUCCUCAAGAAUACCAGACACAAGUACCCACCAUUCCAAAUGGACACAACUCCUCACUCCCCAUGGUUUUCCAAGACCUUCCAAACACAUUGGAUGAAAUUGAUGCUUUAUUAACUGAAGAAAGAUCAAGAGCUUCCUGCUUCACGGGACUGAAUCCUACAAUUGUUCAGGAGUAUACAAAAAGAGAAGAAGAAAUAGAGCAGUUAACUGAGGAACUAAAGGGAAAGAAAGUUGAACUAGAUCAAUACAGGGAAAACAUUUCACAGGUAAAAGAAAGGUGGCUUAAUCCUUUAAGAGAGCUGGUAGAAAAAAUUAAUGAAAAAUUCAGCAAUUUUUUUAGUUCCAUGCAGUGUGCUGGUGAAGUUGAUCUCCAUACAGAAAAUGAGGAAGAUUAUGAUAAAUAUGGAAUUCGAAUUAGAGUCAAAUUUCGCAGUAGUACUCAACUGCAUGAAUUAACUCCUCAUCAUCAAAGUGGAGGUGAAAGAAGUGUUUCUACCAUGUUAUACUUGAUGGCACUCCAGGAGCUAAAUAGGUGUCCAUUCAGAGUAGUUGAUGAAAUCAAUCAGGGAAUGGACCCAAUCAAUGAACGGAGAGUGUUUGAAAUGGUUGUAAAUACUGCCUGUAAAGAAAAUACAUCUCAAUACUUUUUCAUAACACCAAAGCUCCUGCAAAAUCUUCCUUAUUCUGAAAAGAUGACAGUUUUGUUUGUCUACAAUGGCCCUCAUAUGCUGGAACCAAACAGAUGGAAUUUAAAGGCUUUCCAAAGGCGGCGGCGCCGUAUUACAUUCACUCAACCUUCUCAAUAAAAGUAAAGAGAGGGAACUUGGGAAUUUUUUUGUUAAAUUCUGUUUAUAAGUAUGGCUCAACUGAAUAAAAGUUAGGAGAUUGAUUAAAACGAAAAGCAGUUAUUUUUGGAAACCUGCUUUUAAAUACAAAUAGGUUGAUAAUGGAAACCUUAAUGACCUUUCCAAAAUAUCAUCUGGUAGUAAAAGUUAAGUCUUCUUCAGUCUUGGUUGAACUUGAGUCCUUGGCAUUCUGACUAUGAGUCAUUGAGUUCUCAUGUUAAAAGAUACUUAAUAUUACAAAUCAAAGGUACAGUGGAAGAGGGGUUAAUCACAAGAAGUUACUUAUAUGGUAGCCCUGAGCUUUAAUUGCAGAGUAACUUUAAUUACUUUUAGAGCCUAAAGAUGACUCUAGAGCCUAAGUCCUAGUUUCUCCCAGUGUUAUAUUUAAUUUUUAAAAAUUGAUAUGAAAAUGUCUAAUGUAUAGUAAUAAUUUAUGACAGAUCUAUUCGUUUCUUCCUAUUAAAAAAGAUUACCUUAUCUCCAGUAGGAAAUGGAAUUUUAUGGGCCUUUAAAAGAAAGUUUUAUGAAAGUUGAUGCUAUAAUUUUAUUGGUAUUUCAAGGGGAAAAAAACACUGGGGUUCAAAAAUCGUAGUAGAACUGCUUUGAAAUGCUACAAGAUGGCCACUAGAUGAUGCAAAAUACAACCAAAAUUUUGACAGAGAAUAAAAUUAGGUGACAAGUGUUUUUAAAGAAUAACCUUGUGAAGUGUGGGGACAGGGGUUGCUUUUUUUUUAUUUUAUUUAAAGUCAAUUGUAUUUUACAUCUUAAAUUUCUAAAAGCAUUUUUAUAAUUAUUUUUAGUAAGAUUUUUCUUAAAAUUUCGUAUACUGGUUUCUACAAUUUAUAUUUGAAAUUUCUCAGUGUUAUGUAAAGAGUGACAGAAAAGCAUUGAUUUCUUUAAAACCAUAAUGUUUUUAGAACUUAAGCUUAUAGGGCCUUUCUUACAAUGUUGAUGUACCUAUUUUAGAAAAUCUAGUUUAAACUGUUUUCUUUCAGCGCAAAAGAAUUAAAUGAGAAAGUCAUUUGUUUAAGUUAUACUAAUUAGUAGAGCCAAACAGAUUCUCUUCUGUUAAAAAAUAAAUCUUAUAAGAAAAUAGACAGUCCACGGUCAUGUCUUUGAACAGUGGAUUGGAUCUGUGCCAGUAAUGACAAAAUUAUUUUUUUUACUUGCUUGCCUGAAUAAAUUGAAGAAUUGCUUUCAGUUUGGGUUUUGUAUAUUCUUAAGUAGCCAUUGAAAUUUAUAUUCUUAUUAGGUCAAAAAAUGGUGAACCAUAAGUUUGUGUGUUCUCACUUAGACAUUUUCUCUUCAAAAAAGUGUUUUCUUUUUUAUAAAAAUUUUAAAAGAGCCUUCCCUUCUUAAACUAACUCCAGUGCAUGAAGUAUGAAAAUAUUUUAAAAUGACAUUUUUAGUAAUAUGAGCAAGUCAUGUAAACAUUGAAGAACUUGGUAACAUAUUAGUAAAUGGAUAUUACCAAAUGUUUUCAUUGUUAAUUACUUUGCUUUCCACCAAAAUAUCUUUACUAAAAUGUGCUUGGUGUAGUUUGUUUAUUAUCUAAAUUAGUGCCAGUCAUCUUAUUUCUGCAAAAUGAGUAUCAAUGUGAAAAAGAAGCCUCAAGAUUAAGCAUGCUUGAAAAUAAAAUGGUCAAUUACAUUUCAAUUUACAUAGACCAACAACUGUUCCAUACUUUGUUUGUAAACAUUUAGUUUCUCUACUGGGCAAAAUUAAUAUUUGGCUUUACGUUGAAUUUUGAGCUGUGAAGAAUAAAUUAUGUAUCAUUUUAGCAUAUUAAACAGUAGUAAGCCUAGCACAUAGUCUCAGCCACUUAAAACUUUAUUUUCUGCAAAAGUUGUUUUUUGUUUGUUUGUUUUGAGAUGGAGUCUCACUCUGUUGCCCAGGCUGGAGUGCAGUGACGUGAUCUCAGCUCACUGCAACCUCCGCCUCCUGGGUUCCAGCGAUUCUCCUGCCUCAGCCUCCCAAGUAACUGGAACAACAGGCACGUGCCACCACACCCGGCUAAUUUUUUAUACUUUUGGUAGAGACGGGGUUUCAGUAUAUUGGCCAGGCUGGUCUCGAACCCCUGACCUCAUGAUCCACCCACCUCGGCCUCCCAAAGUGCUGGGAUUAUAGGCGUGAGCCACUGCACCUGGCCAAAAGUUGAUUUUUAAUUACAUAAAAAUUGUAAAACCAUCUAGUAAAAACUUGAUUUGGCGAAUACACUGAUAUUUAAAAACCUUAAGGUGACAACCAUUUUCUAUGCCUAAAUCUUCAUUGGUUUGCCUUGGAAGAGUCUCUGUUAAAAGGUUUUCCAUAUUCAAAGUAAAAGGAAAGACUUCUUGCUUUCUAAUUGUCUCUUGGACACAGGCCUAUUUUCUUUGGGGUAUAAACCUUUAGAUAUGAAAAAUGUAAUUUCAUUCUGUUGUGUGUGUGUGUAAUUGAAAAAACUUUGUGGGAAAUCCUACUUUGUUGGUAAUAAAUCAAUAUUUUCAUAUUC
Messenger RNA from Piliocolobus tephrosceles (Ugandan red Colobus), 5981 nucleotides. RefSeq names its product structural maintenance of chromosomes 5 (gene SMC5). NCBI's taxonomy places the organism in Eukaryota, Metazoa, Chordata, Mammalia, Primates, Cercopithecidae. The coding region runs from base 143 to 3451 and encodes 1102 amino acids. Gene Ontology annotation, molecular function: single-stranded DNA binding; ATP hydrolysis activity. The transcript has 25 exons. Gene Ontology annotation, cellular component: Smc5-Smc6 complex; nucleus. The record is from RefSeq and is a predicted model, not a curated record. Gene Ontology annotation, biological process: double-strand break repair via homologous recombination.